UUUUAAAUUCCCAUAUAGUAAAUGAAUUGACUUUGAACUUGCCGCCAUGUCGAACGAACUGACGCCGGAGGAGCUGGCGGAGAUGCAGAAGACGAAUGCGACGGGCGUGCAGAUUGAGAACUUCGAGUGGCCACUGGUGACUGGUGCGAUCUUCUACGACAUCUGCGCCGUUCUCUCGCGCAUUCUGCUCAUUGGGCUGACGCUGGUGGUGGCGACCAAGUGCCUGCAGCUGAAACUCGCCCGGAGUGCGGAGCAUGCGUUCUUCUGUACGUUGGGCUUGAUGCUCUGCCUUGGCGAGGCGCUGCUGCAUACGCGGCAUCGGAUGCUGGCGCACGCCACGUUCGGCCUCCUGGCGCUGAACUUUGGCUGCGUGGGCGUGGCACUGAAGAGUUGGUACAAGCGCAAGCACCACAGGCCGCACAUGCGGAGCAAGCACGCGGUGUUUGGAUUGGCGGGUUUACUGCUUAUGCUGGUUUGCUUUUUUACGGGUCUGGUGAUGCUGCUGGCGGAGAUUCGACGCCAGAUCCUGAUCGUUGUGGCACUGGCUCAUCGCUGCUGCGGUCUCUGCGGCUUCGCCUUGCUCAUGGCCUCCCAGGUCUAUAGCUACAACACGGGAUUCAUGCGUCGCAAUUGGCACGAGUCGACCAUUCGCAUGCUCAAGUUCGUCACCAUGUUCGCCUCUCUGACCACCACCUGCUAUCAGCUCAGCACCUUCAUUGCCGACGUGGUCGACAUCAUCCCGAAGAAUCUUUUCGACAACAUCAAGAUCACGCACAAGGCAUAAGUCCCGCAUUUAUUUAGCAUUUUAA
Molecule: messenger RNA, 809 nt
Organism: Drosophila busckii
Lineage: Eukaryota; Metazoa; Arthropoda; Insecta; Diptera; Drosophilidae
Exons: 1
Coding region: 47-784 (245 amino acids)
Molecular function (GO): transmembrane monodehydroascorbate reductase activity
Source: RefSeq, a predicted model, not a curated record